GCCGUUGUUCGUUUCAUAUCCGGAGUUGUUACCUUAUGUCUUCUGGUAUAUGCACGUGACCUUUAAUCACAUGACCCAAAAAGACAUGAGGUCAAGCAGCUCUGUCUUGGCUAUCGAUGAUUGCCUACUCCUAUUUGUAUAUUGUAUUCAGAUGUCAUGAUUGCGAUUCUCCAGAUUUUCUUUCCCUUCUGCUUUCCAACACGUAUACUACGCCAGAACAGACCCGGAAUUGAGCUUAGGUACAUUCCUUAUACCCAUAGCCAUAACUGCAUAACGCAGAGGAAGCCGGCAUUCCCGCACUUGCCCCCUUCGGUCAGGUUGACAUUGCUCUUUUCCAUCAUCUACUUUCCAGUCCUCGUGCCAUCACGCUGAGCCCUGAGUUUGGAACUCAAACAGUGAGGUCCCUCGACAUUGAGCUCCUUGCAUUCCGAAACAGCGCCUGCCCCUCCUCCACGACCCGCUCGCCCAUCGCCUCCAUGCCCACCAGUCUCCCCUCCUCCGCCCCCAGCUUUAGCCCCGUUGGCUUUGGCAGCUUUCUGCGCUGAGCGUGCUUCGCGAGACUGACGGCGUGGUAUAUCAGCGUCACUAUUACUCCUCCUCUAAUGAAAUCAGGCAGACUCACGCCUGGCUUAGCAUUCGCAAUUCGCGCUGCAGAUGCCUCAGUAUGGCCUCCUCUAGUCAUGUUGGAUAUGUUGCAAGUGUUCUGAUUCCUAGCUCGAUGAGUGUUUCGAUGUCGAUUGUUAUACAGCCGGAGUUCUCAGCUUGAGGAUGGG
This is a messenger RNA of Amorphotheca resinae ATCC 22711, 773 nucleotides long. RefSeq lists its product as hypothetical. NCBI's taxonomy places the organism in Eukaryota, Fungi, Ascomycota, Leotiomycetes, Helotiales, Amorphothecaceae. The record is from RefSeq and is a predicted model, not a curated record. The coding region runs from base 157 to 372 and encodes 71 amino acids. The transcript has a single exon.